CUCCGUGAACGUCGGCCCACUCUAUAAAUUUCGACGAAUCAUUGUACUACUGCAAACAAAACAGCAACAACAACAACACCAACAAGAAAGACUUUUCUAUCUCCUCUCUCUCUCUCUCUCUCUCUCUCAAACUCGCCUAAAUUAUUUUUGAGGGGCCUAUUUUACCAACUGCUUUUGUCAAUUUCUGCACUACAAUUCUACAAAUUCUUCACAUCCUUAAUUCAAACUUUUUUAAAUUUUAGAUCUUUCCCUGCAAUUUUUGUUCGCCAUUGGUCUGGUAUUUUGGUACUAAUUUUAUGCGAUUUUAUACUGUUUUGGGUCACAGCGCAUGCAUGUGGAUGAUAUAACUGGGUUCAUUGUUAAUUAUUGAUUGAAUUUGUUCUCCAAAUGCUCGGGUUUACCAGAGCAAGAACUCAGUCCAGAAACGGUAGAUCUUUGCCUCUUGCAGGCAUGGAUUACGCUGAUCCGAAGCGAAAGGGAAAUAUUGUUGGUAAACUUAUUGUAGCUGCUGGGUUGAUUGCAUUUUGCCUUAUUAUGGUUAAGCAGUCUCCAACUUUCAGCAGCCCAAGCCAAUUUUCCCGCCAUGAAAUUGGUGUCACCCAUGUCCUGGUAACUGGGGGUGCUGGCUAUAUUGGCUCCCAUGCAGCACUCAGACUUCUAAAGGACUCAUACCGUGUGACAAUUGUGGACAAUCUUUCUCGUGGGAAUAUGGCUGCUGUUAAGAUAUUGCAACAAAUGUUUCCAGAGCCAGGGAGACUUCAGUUUGUAUAUGCUGAUCUUGGAGAUGCUAGUGCUGUGAACAAGCUUUUCUCAGAAAAUGCUUUUGACGCUGUGAUACAUUUCGCUGCCGUUGCUUAUGUUGGAGAGAGCACUCUCGAUCCUCUUAGAUAUUAUCACAAUAUUACAUCAAACAGCUUGACAGUAUUGAAGGCAAUGGUAAAGCAUGGAGUACAGAAAUUGAUAUAUUCAAGUACAUGUGCCACAUAUGGUGAGCCUGAAAAGAUGCCAAUAACAGAGGAUACUCCCCAAGUUCCUAUUAACCCAUAUGGUAAGGCUAAGAAGAUGUCAGAAGAUAUCAUUUUGGAUCUCGCUAAGCAGAAUACAGACAUGGCUGUUAUGAUUUUAAGAUAUUUUAACGUCAUUGGGUCAGAUCCCGAUGGAAGGUUGGGGGAGGCUCCAAGACCUGAGUUGCGGGAGCAUGGACGGAUUUCAGGUGCCUGUUUUGAUGCAGCUCGUGGAAUUACUGCUGGACUAAAGGUAAGAGGAACAGAUUACAAGACUCCAGAUGGCACUUGUAUACGGGAUUACAUUGAUGUGACAGAUCUGGUUGACGCUCAUGUCAAAGCUCUUGAAAAGGCAAAGCCAGGCAAGGUCGGAAUCUACAAUGUUGGUACAGGAAAAGGUAGAUCUGUCAAAGAAUUUGUGGAGGCAUGUAAGAAGGCGACUGGGGUGGAUAUCAAGGUUGAUUAUCUCCCUCGUCGUCCAGGUGAUUAUGCGGAAGUUUACAGUGACCCAACAAAGAUUAAGGAGGAGCUGAACUGGACAGCGAGGCAUACAGAUCUCGAAGAGAGCUUACAGACAGCGUGGAGAUGGCAGAAGGCUCACCGGAAUGGCUAUGGACCAACCCUAGCAAAAGCUAUAUAAGUGAGCGUACCCGCUUUAGGUCUUUAUUAAGGCUAAUGUAGACCUUGUUUUGAGAUGCAUAGCUCCUGAUUAGAGAUCACAUAGGAGAAGAGGAUGGUGAAUUUGGAGGGUUAUAGGUAAUUUAUUCAUUAUUAUUGUUAAAUAUUAUUUACUUAUUAAGUUGGGUAGAAUUGUAGGGAGAAAUAAUUCAUUUGUUACAUCAUGCCUUCAGCCCAGAACGAUGUAUAAUUAAACAAUAAUCAUCUCAUUAAGAGGCUUCUCUAGAUUAUGAAUCAUUUUUGGCGCAUACUUCUAUUCAAUUUCAACUGCAGAACUGCUAUCUUCUCUUUA
Molecule: messenger RNA, 1974 nt
Organism: Beta vulgaris subsp. vulgaris (sugar beet)
Lineage: Eukaryota; Viridiplantae; Streptophyta; Magnoliopsida; Caryophyllales; Amaranthaceae
Product: UDP-arabinose 4-epimerase 1
Exons: 12
Coding region: 388-1644 (418 amino acids)
Biological process (GO): beta-D-galactose catabolic process via UDP-galactose, Leloir pathway
Cellular component (GO): cytosol
Molecular function (GO): UDP-glucose 4-epimerase activity
Source: RefSeq, a predicted model, not a curated record